Messenger RNA from Parnassius mnemosyne (clouded apollo), 5699 nucleotides. The record is from the annotation of a GenBank genome assembly. Lineage: Eukaryota; Metazoa; Arthropoda; Insecta; Lepidoptera; Papilionidae.
GUUGUUUUGUAAUGUGUGUAGGUAUGGUGAAAAAUUGUUUUCGUAAGUCAUAGAUUAUACACUAUAUACUGAUAGCUGAUACUGAAAUCUUAGGUGGUGUAGUAACUAUUGUCUUGUACAUGUGGGAUAACAGUAUAUCUCGGAUAAUAAGAAUUUAAGAACAUGCUGCGACCGCCAAUAUUGCAUCAUGUGCGAAGGGCUCAUUCGGCCACGUGGAAGAAAAAUCCUAAUCUGGACAAAAUAAUACGCGUGGACCACGCAGGCGAACUGGGUGCGGACCGUAUAUACGCAGGACAGAUGGCUGUUCUGGGUAAUACGGCCGAAGGACCACUGAUAAAGCACAUGUGGGACCAAGAGAAGAAACACCGGCAGAAGUUCGAGGAACUCAUCUGCAAGUACCGCGUCAGACCUACAGUGAUGACGCCACUGUGGAAUAUCGCUGGAUUUGCCUUGGGCGCUGGCACAGCGCUCUUGGGCAAGGAAGCUGCGAUGGCCUGCACUGUCGCGGUUGAGACCGUCAUAGUGGACCACUACAACGACCAGCUCCGCACCCUGAUGGAGGACCCGAACGUCGAUAAAGAGAUCCUGGAGACCAUUACGAAGUUCCGCGACGAGGAGCAGGAGCACCACGAUACGGGACUCGACCAUGGCGCAGAACAGGCGCCAUUUUACAAAGCGCUCACUGAAGCCAUUAAAACGGGUUGCAAAGUCGCAAUUGCGAUAUCGAAGACUAUUUAGAACAUAUUAUGGAACUGAAGAAUUUUUUAAUUGUAAAUAAAAAAAACUGAGAUUAUUGAAACUCCAGACUUUGAACAACAUUUUCCACAGUAGAAAUCCAAAACUUCGUUCUUGCUAAAUGUGGAAGCUUCUAAGUAAGUUUUUAUAACAUUUUUAUACCUGAUAAAGACAUAAUUUUUAUAAGAACAACCAUAACAUAAGAAAUAGAAUUAAAGAUUACAAUUUUGUAAUCAAUGAGCUGAUUUUCACUUUAUUGACCCAUUGCAGGGCAAAGGCCUCUCCUGCCUUAUGCCAUUUCUCGUGAACGCGAUUUCGUAUGAUAUUUCUUUUUUCUUUUUUUAAAAUGAGAGACAGAUAUAUAUCCGAUAUUGUAUAACGAAAAAUAACCAAUAUUUAGUACAUCCGUCUUGGAAGGAGACAAUGUUGUUGAUCCAUCGCUCCCUCCUUUGCCUAUCUCUGCGCCUUCGACAUUCUUAUAUGAAAGAACGAUUAUAUUCUAUAAUCGAAUAUAUUAUAUUCUAAUCAUUUGUGCAAGCAAAUAGGAGCCGAUAGUGUAGAGCAGUCACGAUUGUAUUGUUAAGUACCAUCUCAGAACUAACUGUUGUUGUAAUAACUUUUUUAUUUUUAUUUUGUGAAUUACUCUGUGCCUUUUCUACGUAGAAAAGCUCAAAAGUAAUUGGACGUCGUUACGCAAAAAGUAUCUAACCCACAAAAGGCUUACUUUUGAAAUAUUGACGUGUAAAGUGUGAAGGAAGUAAUUUUUUUUUUAUAAAUCAUUCAUGUUUUCAUGUCAGCUUUUGGUUAUAAAGACUCUUUCUCUAUCGACAGAGAGUUUGUUGGAAUUUCUUUUAUAGAAUGAAAUAAUAGAUCCAAAAUCCUUAUUUUUGAAUAUGUAACUAAUUUUUGACGCGACUGUGGGUUUGGAGCCUUUUUGCGCAUCUACGUUCAAUUAACCAUUUGAAAUUUAAUAGAUUUGCAUUUUACCUAAAGGUGUUGUGAUAAUAGUAAUAUAGGCAAAUAGAUGAAACAAUGGACUUGAAAUGUCUACAUGCUGAAUAUACGUGAAUAUAGUUUUGAUUAUAAAAUAAAAAUGUUUUUAUUAUUAUCUAAUAUUAUAAAAUGAUUUUCCUUGUCGUGAAGACGUAUGAAGAUCCAUCACCUACCUUCGUUUAAGUAAUUUAAAUAUAGAACCGAGAAGAUCUUUCGAGAUUCAACGGCAGCAAUACGCAAUAACUAUUGAAUAAGUACACCCACCACCAGAUUUCCAAAAUCUUGACAGGAAACAGACCAUAAUCGAGAACACUAAAGUUCAGAUUGUAAUAUAGCGAAACACAAGGCACUGUGACUGUGAGCAUGACAUGGCACGAUAUAACUGGCAAUAGGCCAGAGCAACGAAAAUUAAUUUUAUGGGGUUGUUUGCUUGUUCUUCCCAGGAUAGAGGUAUUUUUCGAACCAGUGGUAAGUAAAUCAUUGAGUUUCAAUAAGUAUUAAUAAACUAGAUUGAAUAUAAAUAUUCUAUUCUAUUCUAGCUGGUUUAUAUUGAAUGGUUAAUAGAUUUGGGUACAAUUUUGUGUAAGAUUCCGUCUGGGUGAGGAGUACUUCUGCAGUCUCACAGUGCAUCCACUAUUGUACAUCUAGUUAGUGCCGGUAAAGAGAUCAUAGGCUUUUCGACAUAUUCCUCAGGGAUGUUUUCUUGAAGUUUUUUUUUUAAUAAAUUGAAAUGACAAACGAACUUUACAGUUCACCUGAUGGUAAGUGGCUAAUACAGCCCAUGGAUACUUGCAGUCAACUUUAAACAAAGUAGGAGGUUACACAUGAGUGUCAUAUAAUAUGAGAACGAAGGGAAAACUGUCUCCAAUUGUUUUGACGUAAUUCUAGUUCUAUUAAAGUUGCAAUAAAUAUACAUUAAUGUAAAUUCAACCUUAAGUGCAUUGCCUAAAGUUGUAUUCUCAAAGCUACGUACAAAUUAAAAGCGCACCCAAAUGUUCUAGUGGGCGCUUAUUCGGUUAGGACAUUUUUGUCACUGAUUGUGUAUCUAGUUUUUUAUUAGCCUGUAAUUAUACUAUUACAUACUCUUUAUACCCGUCAGUUCCAGCAGUGCAAGCACUGGUUUUUGGCGGCAGAGAUAGAUAAGAAUAUCCAGGCAGAAAAAGAAACUUACCUGCGAAGCGUAGUCCUUACCCAGUCGAACAUACCAUUUCGUACUACCUACCUACUACCAUGUAUUCAUUCUAUUCGCACCAUCCUUUAUAAAUGUAAUAUAUCUGAUCGAACGGUAUUUACCUGUUAGGUUCCUAAUCCAUCCGACAGUAGACUGUCGGUUCUUUUUUUAUUUAUUUUGAAAUAAUAUGCAGUACAGUUACACAAUAAUAAGAUUAGAGAUAUCGAGAUUCUACUGCAAUAUUUUUGUGAAUGUGAACGUAAUGUGUUGUGGUGUGUUAGUGUAUAUAAUACAUGUAGAAAAUGGUUCGUGGAGAGAGGUGGAGAAGGAUGGAGAAAGUGUGUACCUCCUUCGCAAUGUCGUCCCUGGUAGCCGGGUGGGCAGGAGCAGAGGCCGGGCGCGGUGCAGUUGCCGCCGUUCAUGCACUGCGGGUAGCACAGCGCCGUGCGGCAGUGCUGCCCCAUGUAGCCCUCGGGGCACUGGCAGAUCUUCUCGUGGUUGCACCAGCCCUGGUUGGCGCACUUUUUGUCGCACUCCGGGUCCGGCCCUGUGCGCGUCACAACUUUCGUUUCAAACAAUUGAAGUAAUAUGUACUACGUACUAGAGCCACUUUACUUGGUUGUUUCACGUGUUAGAGGACACAGUAAACCAUCCUCGAUUAAAUUAAUUAAUCGAGGAUGAGAAUAAAUUAUCGUCGAUUGAGAAUCAUAAAGCAAAUACCUUGUCACCCCUGCGGACUUGAGAGCACAUGAGUAAAGAAACCGACCAGAGGGGAAGCACAUACAAACGGCUCGCGGCGAAUACACCCAUACAUAGCGCAGCGAUGUGUGCGUGAGCUCUCACCGACAGGUUCACCGACGCUCCGUCGGGGUACAAACCGGUUUGCGCCGGCUCAGUCAGAGUAUCCAUGAAAGGGCUGUUAGUCGUGCGCAUUUAAAUAAAUAGACCAACAAUAUUUCGAAAUUUUAUACAUCAAUUAAUUUAUUAAGUUUUUUUGCAAUUAUUAAAUAAUUAGAUUUAAUGUUUUAAUUAAAAUAAUUAAGAAUCAAGUUAUUAUAAAUUUAUAUAGGUAAAUAAUAAGUGUUUUGUAUAAGCAAAAAUGACUAAUAGUUGUACAGUAUACAUGAAUAAUUCUAGAGAAAAUAACGAUAUUUCCUUUUUUUGUACCCAAGAGAUCAAGUGAACUAAGUACCUUUUUACGUUUUAUAUACAAUAAAACUAGGUAAUAACAUUUAUAGGUAAGUGAGACUGUGUUAGACAGGUGCGUCGCCGUGUGAUGAAGUCGGUCUCACCUACUUGAAACGUUAGUCAGUUUAACCCUGACAGUGCUGCAGAUAGCAGGAUAUCCUACGUAAUAAGGCUAAAUGUGUGACUUUAUCCACCCACUUUAGUAUAGAGGUAGGUUGCUUCCUGGGGAAGGAUAUAAGCUACUUUUUGCGAGUCGUGACCCCAGGGGUAAAUACCACUGCAUUAUGGUUGGAAUACAAUCGCCAGAUAUUGGUGGGGGUGAUGGGAUUGGUGUUGGUGGAAGUAGUUCUGGUGUUGGUGGAAGUAGUGCUGGUGUUGGUGGAUAGUGUUGCUGAUGGUGUCAGUAGUGGUGGAGGUGGUAGUAUCGUAGGUAGUGGUAGUAGGCAGUGGACCAACAGUGGCUCCAUCACCACCACCAUUUUUUCCUUAAAUUUUUCACAUGCAUUAUGUGCCAACCCUAUCAGAAUACAUAUACAUUUUCGACGUUGUUAAGAAGCUUCCCCUCUGGUCCUUAUUCUUUACUCUAUGCUUGAGAGCGUGUUCCGUCCUCGGUUGCAGCAUGACUACCACGUAAAACAUUUCAAACCAUUGACGUAAUAUGUACUACGUACUAGAAGAGUCUACUUGGUUGUUUGCAACACGCGUUAGAACACAAAGGCUCAAACUUACUUAGUAUUUGCCACAAAAAGGUACUCGUAUAUAUAAAGGUAUUUUGUCCGCAGUGUUUGUACUAGUAUGAAGUACAUAUUACUUCAGUGUUUCAAACCACAAUUGUAUAUCUAAUGUUAUCUUAUAAAAUGUAUAGUAAAUAUUGCUAUGCGCGCAAGAUAAAUGUAAGUCUCUCAAACUGACAUUUUACUAAGGAAUCCGCACUAAUGUAUAGGUGUGCGAAAAUCACACUCAUUUUGAUUCUUAACAGAGGAAAGAUGUAGAUGUAUAUAAAAAGUACUCUGUGAUGUAGAUGUCUAUGGGUCACAGUAUACACUUACCAUCAGGUGGAAUGUGUGUUCGUUUGUCACCCUAAUUCUAUAAAAAAAAUACAUUUAAUAAAUAUUGCAUCUAUGGAUAUGCUAAUGCAGUUUUUUUUUAAUAUUUUGAGUUUUUAUCAGGAAGAUACUGAUGGCCAUAACCUGUUUCAGUUUUUUUCUGUUGCCUCUUGAUAUCCACAGUACGAUAUAGGGUGGUGUAUAUUCUAUCUAACACCGCCAGUACACGGUAAAAAUAUUAACUUUCCUUUAUUUUAUGUUGUGAACUAAUUAAAGUUAUCAUUUUAAAAUGGCAGCGUCCCUCAUUAAUAAGAAAAUUAACGCUUAGAGAGGAGUAAAGUUAUCAGUUAACCCAAAACUAUUCUCAUCUUGCGGGCAUAUACUUAGUUGUAGUAACAUGUUAGUGUAAAAAAUAAGACUAAAAAUACUAUUACAUUACCUACAUAUAAACUGUACAGUAUUUUACAGGGAGAAUAAAGUGAUCUAGCCGAUUUUUUUUACAUUAUGUUUUUAAGGUGCACUUUAUUCUCUAAAAAGGAAUUGUUUUUAUCAGUUAUAUUAUACAU